Aspergillus steynii IBT 23096 is the source of this 2037-nucleotide messenger RNA. RefSeq lists its product as uncharacterized. Lineage: Eukaryota; Fungi; Ascomycota; Eurotiomycetes; Eurotiales; Aspergillaceae. The transcript has a single exon. The coding region runs from base 1 to 2037 and encodes 678 amino acids. The record is from RefSeq and is a predicted model, not a curated record.
AUGUGGCACCUCCUCGACCAAGAAGGUCGAGUGGAGGUGCUACAAGGGCAUAAAGCUGGGGGGCUGGUGCUGGAUGAUCCGGAGGAUUUUGGUAAAGGCGAGAUCUGUUUACUCAUUCCAGAAUGGAAUCUUCAAGACCUGGCUAAGCCAGACUCUGAUCUGCUCCUCGACCUUAUCAAGCAUCGUGCGACCAAUUGGCUCAGUGAUCAGUACCUCUUUGGUCCAAACGGUAGUUUUGGGGAUGAACAAUUCAUGCUUUCCACAAUUCACCACUGCGAGAUGGAACUCGAAGAGUUUGAAGAUGGAAAGUACAGAUGUUUCGCCUCGGAGUAUCACUAUGGAGAAGAAGUCUCCCUCCCUGAGCACCAGUGCAGUGGAUCAAAUGACAAGGAACUCCCGAGGUGCACCCAGCCGUCCGUCAUCGGCAACUACAUACUAGCUCGUCAAAUGCAGUUUUUGCAGAUGAUGAAUUUGGUGGUUUGGGAGAUUCUGGCCGUGUAUUGGAGAGGGAAUGAAAAAGGGACUUCAGGAGGAAAGCCACAGGGGCCGGGCACAAUGAAGCUAAUCGGGCUCUGCAUCAGGGAACAGAAGGAUGUUGUCUCAUUGGAAUCCCUGGCUGAGAUGGCCGCCGAUAACAAGAGAUCGUUGGAGAACUGGGCAUGGCUCUGUCGAACAGACCCUGAGUACUUGAUUAACAUGAUCUAUGCUUGGUUCUUUACCCAGCCGGGGCUCAUUGGUGACAGUGAUAACCUACUGCUUCCCACGAUGGUUGACAAACAUGUGUCUACCAGUCUUUUCGAGAUGCUGCAUACCUUCGUGCACAGCGCUGCAGUGUGGGACUUUAUCGCUCGUCUUCUCCGCGAACUCGCUACGACCAAGGAAGACGAUCGCUUCUACCGGGCCGCCAUUCUCCAGGAGCUGGUCAACGUGAUCCAUUUCGAAUACGAGAGGUCGCAGACUUUGCUGAAACGCUAUACGCAACGGAGCGUUGGCUGUGAACAUCUGAAGCGGAUCGACGGUCCCAACAACAGCACCCGGAUCAUCUUGAAAACCGAACCCGCCGCUUUCACGAGGGCAAGCCCGUUCAUCCACUACAUCCUGCGUCUUUACCAAGCCAAAACCAAAGUCGCCGAUGCGGGUCACUGGCUCCAGAAGAUCUUUGGCCUGUACAACAAUGACGACGCGUUGGUCGAUCUAAAGAAUCAGGGACCACGGGACGCCAUACACGAACUCGCGGUCAUCACGGGCCUAUUCAAAUCGCUGAAAAAGGCGGUCCAACUCCCUCCGAGCAAUCCCCGAAAGGGUCGCACAUACAUCAAUUGUAUCAAGGCCAUGGCUCCGGAGAUAGAGUCCAUCAAAGAAAGCCUGGACGUGACAGACCUGGCUAUGCCACCAGACCGCAUUCGAAUCCCUGGAGUCCUCGAACGUGUCCUCGAUAAGGUCGACGAAGUGAUCGACUGUUAUACCGGGACCCAACUCAGCACGCUAUACGAAGAAAGGAUCGAGGAGUGCAUGUUGGCCAUACGCAAGAGGUCUGACGAAAAUCGGACCCAAGUUCAGCGAGAGCGGGAAUUGAUGGCGGAGAGACUUUCGAUGACUGAAGCUCCAGCCGGGUCAUUGAAAAUCAAGGAACGCAAGGUUAAACCCAAGACACGGCCCACACAGUCUUCAUCUGAACAAAGUGAUGAAUCGAGUAGCUCCGCAUCAAGUCCACCCGAGAUUGUCGAAGAACGACCGACCAUGAAAGUCAAGCCAGAGUCAUAUGAUGUCUUCAAGACGUUGCUUUCGAGGGCUGAGCCUCGAGGAUCACUUGCCUGGAGUGCUUUCACGGCCGCCAUGAGCGAGUUGGGAUUUGCAGUCACGCACAAGUAUGGGUCCGUUGUUACGUUUGAGCCCUCGGCUUCCCUCAGUCAUCUGAAAGCUUUUACAUUUCAUCGUCCUCAUGAAUCUCGUCUCGAGGGUCAUCGUCUGCUUUGGUUGUCCCGACGUCUGAAACGUGUCUAUGAAUGGGACAUUGACUGUUUUGAAUCUGAAUGA